AUGCUUAGCAGAAAUCGUGUUAGGCUUUGGCCUCUUGCCUUCAUCGCACUUCUGAACCUCGAGCUCACCUUCGCUGCUAGAUCCCUUACUGGAACUAGCGCCGGAGGUGGCGGAGGCAGGGGUGGAGGAGGUGAAACUGGUCGUGCGUCCGGAUAUGGAUCUGGGUAUGGCUCUGGACAUUGUGAGGGUGCCGGUGGGGGGAGUGCUGGAGGGUACGGAAAAGGAGGAGGCGGUGGCGGAGCUGGUCAUGGGUCCGGAUAUGGAUCUGGGUAUGGCUCUGGUUAUGAUGAGGGUGCCGGUGGGGGCAGUGAUGGAGGGUACGGAAAAGGAUGCGGCGGUGAUGGAGAAGGGGGCGGUGAAGGUUCUGGUUAUGGAUCCGGUUAUGGUGAGGGUGCCGGUGGAGGGAGUGCCGGAGGGUACGACAGAGGAGGAGGAGGAGAUGGCGGUGGCGGGGGAGAAGGGGGAGGUCACGGCUCUAGCUUUGGUUAUGGGCGUGGGUAUGCCUCCGGUUAUGGUGAGGGUGCUGGUGCCGGGAACGCUGGAGGAUACGGCAAGGACGGCGGAGGCGGCGGUGGUGGCGGCGAGAAAAUAUUGUGA
Musa acuminata AAA Group (dessert banana) is the source of this 597-nucleotide messenger RNA. RefSeq names its product glycine-rich cell wall structural protein 2-like. Bases 1 to 597 code for a protein of 198 amino acids. Lineage: Eukaryota; Viridiplantae; Streptophyta; Magnoliopsida; Zingiberales; Musaceae. The transcript has a single exon. The record is from RefSeq and is a predicted model, not a curated record.